AUGGGUGCUAUCACGACGACUAAGACGAGUUCUCGGCCGAGUUUCAGCGAUUUACCCCUCCGCAAGGGUGACCCAAAAGCAUCUGCAUGGGGCUUAUGGGGUGCUGAAGAUGAGUUGGGAACUCUCAAUUUACUCAACCCAUCUCUGGUCAAGGCUGCGACUGCUGAGGUUGUUACUGGAGAAACGGUACCCCUGAAUCUUCCCCUGAAUGCAUUUAUCCAACCGAUGAACCCAGUCCGCAAGCCAUGUUCCCAUAACAUCAUUGCUAAAGGACAUGCAAAUGAUGACGAACUAGACAUCAAUACCCAGGGAUCAAGUCACUGGGACGGUCCUCGACAUUAUCCUUACCAGUCGACUCUUCAGUACUACAACGGUGUGACUCAAGACGACAUAUCUGGUCCUAAAUCUAACUUAAAGAUUGGACUCCAAAAUAUCGCCAACAAGACGGUCACUGGCCGAGGCGUUCUUCUGGAUUGGUAUUCUUGGGCCAUCGAACAAGGUAUCCAGAUUGAUCCAUUCUCAGCUCACGGUAUUCCACUCUCCGAAUUGAAGGCCGUUGCGAGCGCCCAAAAGGUCCACUUCCGUACUGGCGAUAUACUUCUCGUCCGCACCGGGUGGCUGGAAGCUUAUCGCGCUCUGUCUGUGGACCAGCAAGCCGCGCUACCACAUCGGCAAGUCAGGUCAAGUUGCGGGGUUGCAGCGACUGAAGAGUCGAUUCAAUGGCACUGGGACAACGCUUUCGCGGCUGUAGCGUCUGACACAGUCGCAUAUGAAGCUUGGCCUAGUCCGAAGCUAUGGGGUGUUAGCAUGCACGAAGUCUUCCUCAGCGGAUGGGGCAUGCCUAUUGGAGAGAGUUUCGAUCUCGAAGAGUUGGCCGCGAAAUGUAAGAAGGAGCAGAGAUGGUCGUUCAUGUUUGUGAGUGUGCCGUUGAACGUCCCUGGCGGCGUUGCUAGCCCGCCAGGAGCUGUGGCGAUCUUCUAG
Molecule: messenger RNA, 981 nt
Organism: Colletotrichum gloeosporioides
Lineage: Eukaryota; Fungi; Ascomycota; Sordariomycetes; Glomerellales; Glomerellaceae
Exons: 4
Coding region: 1-981 (326 amino acids)
Molecular function (GO): arylformamidase activity
Source: RefSeq, a predicted model, not a curated record